Molecule: messenger RNA, 648 nt
Organism: Alternaria atra
Lineage: Eukaryota; Fungi; Ascomycota; Dothideomycetes; Pleosporales; Pleosporaceae
Exons: 1
Coding region: 1-648 (215 amino acids)
Source: RefSeq, a predicted model, not a curated record
AUGGAAGCGAUGACUAGUCUGCUUAUUGCUGAUCUGCCCUCCGAGGCCGACGCAGCUCAGCAAAAAGCAUUUGUGACGUACUCUUACCCUGAGCAGUUAGAUGACGACAGCACAUGGCAAGAGCGGGCAGUGACGCUACUUGAAGCGCGAUCAGUCAUCUCAUCGUCCGGAACCACUGGUCUUAGGACGUGGGAGGCCGCGUUACUACUCGGAUCGUAUCUUGCGUCCGAGACUGGCCGAUCAUCCGUACACGGAAAGAGAUUGUUUGAACUUGGUGCGGGAACUGGCAUGCUGUCCAUCCUUUGCGCAAAGCACCUGGGAGCUGCUGGCAUGGUUGCUACAGAUGGCGACGAGGCUGUUGUCGAUGCCAUCAAAACGAAUCUCUUUCUCAACGGACUUGAUGUCGAUAACAAGUCCCAGGUCCAAGUGCGGACAGCGGCACUGAAGUGGGGCUAUCCCAUCGACGCAACGACAUUUUCCGAAGACUAUGGCAUGGAAGUACCAGAUAUUGUGAUGGGAGCAGACGUCGUAAGCCAUCGUCAUUGCAUCGUCGUUGCAUCGUCGUGGAGAAGUGGGUUUAACAACGUCGCAGACAUACGACAAGUCCGUCAUACCGCGUCUGGUCUCGACCCUGAGAGAAUUCUUUGA